Messenger RNA from Aphidius gifuensis, 855 nucleotides. RefSeq names its product myb-like protein D. The transcript has 4 exons. The record is from RefSeq and is a predicted model, not a curated record. The coding region runs from base 25 to 855 and encodes 276 amino acids. Lineage: Eukaryota; Metazoa; Arthropoda; Insecta; Hymenoptera; Braconidae.
UAUCAAGAAAAAUAAAUUGAUUUCAUGUUUUCAGAUGAAUGUGAUGAAGUCGGAUCUGGGGAUGGAUCUGGUUGUGUUGAAGGAAGUGGAAGUGGACAAGGCCCAAUUGAUGGAGAAGGUUCUCGACAUGGAUCCAAUGAUGAUCUAAGAAAUAGAAUUAGAUCUGGUGAAAAAGAUUCUGAAGCUACAAUUAGCACAACAAUUGAAAAUAAUUUGUCUGCAACGAGUCCAAGUAAUAAAAAAAGCAUUAAUGCUAAUGUUACUACCAGCAAGACGACUCAAAGUGUUGACAAUGAAGAUGAGGAAAGUUAUGAAGACAUGUCUGGAGAUGGAUUCGAUGAUGAUCUAGAAAUUGGAAUUGAAUAUGAUGAAAAGGUAGGCUCGUUGGAGAAUGUGCAGGAUACUUUGUUUGUACCACCUAUCAUGGAUGAGGUAAAAGACAUGGAUGAGAUGACGAGUCAAAAUCACAAAGAAAAUGUAACUGGUCAAAACAAUUCUGGAUAUACAAAAAGUGAUUCUGGUAAUAGAUCUGGUGAAAAAGAUUCUAAAACUGUAAUUCAAAAUGAUCGUAUUUAUUAUGAAACUGAUACUAAUACCAAUAUAACCAUAAUUAAAAAUAAUGUUUCUGUAACGAGUCCAAGUAAUAAUGAUAGCAUUGUUGUAAGCACUACUAAAAUUACUGUCACUGAUAAUAUUAUCAGCACGACUCAAAAUAAUGGCAAUAACGAUGUUAAAAACACAAUCGAAAUUAAUGUUAAUCUUACUACCAGCAAGACAACUCAAAGUGAUGACAAUGAAGAUGUUGAAAAAUCAACUGAAACAAAUGUUUACACAAAUUUUCUCAAUAAUCUAUGA